This is a messenger RNA of Lingula anatina, 2695 nucleotides long. RefSeq lists its product as uncharacterized. The record is from RefSeq and is a predicted model, not a curated record. NCBI's taxonomy places the organism in Eukaryota, Metazoa, Brachiopoda, Lingulata, Lingulida, Lingulidae.
GUGGACAGUUGGCAGGCCUUGGUUAAAAAAUACACCAACUGGAAUGACUUGCACUGUGUGCAUAGAACAUGAGGAGGCACUGAAAGGGCAGUGUGCAAUACAGUCCAGAGUUUUUAUUGAUGGGUGCAACAGCAUGAAAUCUGAGAGCAUCUCCCUACAUGAGAACGCACAGGCUCACAGGCUAGCACUUAGCAUUGAUUCUAGAAAGUUGCAACCGGAAAUGUCCCCAGCCACCCUUGCAUGUCAAGCCCUGAACAAAGCACACAUGGAAAAGCUACGCCUGCUAUUCCGCAACACACAUGCCUUGGCAAAAAACAGAAAAUCAUUUUUAGACUACAAAUGGCUAUGUGACCUUGAUGAAGUUAAGGGCUUGGAACCUGGGAAAACUUACCAUAAUGAGACUGCAUGCCGAACAUUCACAAAGUCUAUUGCUAGCACCACCAAGCAACAGUUGGCCGAUGUCAUCAAUAACAGAAGUUUCAUUAGUAUCACAUCAGAUGGAUCAACAGACAGUUCUCGCACAGAGCAGGAGAUUGUAUUUGUUAGGUUUGCUGAGAAAGGUACUGUGCAUACUGUAUUUGCAGGGAUUGUAUCACCUAAGAGCCCUGAUGCUAUUUGGAUAUAUAAUGCCAUCCUGAAAGGCCUAGAGGGAAUGGGUAUCACACAGGACACCCUUGGGGAAAAACUGGCAGGUCUGGGGUGUGAUGGUGCAUCAGUGAUGACAGGGAGAGUUGGUGGAGUGGCUGCAUUCUUUAGAGAUCUGCAGCCAUCAGCGACAGUCAUUCACUGCCUGGCACACAGGCUGGAAUUAUCAUGUAAAGAGCAUCAAGCUCUAUGAUUCCACUGUUGUCUUGCUCAUGUUAGUGUAUUAUUUUUAUAGAAACUCCCCAAAGCAGAGGGAGAAUCUUAAGAGUUCCUUCGAGAGCCUGGGUAAACCUGUUGGUAUCCCUACGCGAGUUGGUGGCACAAGGUGGGUUGGCCAUAUGCUGCUGGCUGUGGAGACAUUUCUUAAAGGACACCAGGCCAUCUAUAAUCAAAUGAAGGACUGUGUCAACCAAAAGGCAAAGGGUGAGAGUACAACGAAGGCUCUUGGGUACUUGCGUCUAAUGAAGAGGCCUGACAUCCUUGCCUAUAUAUAUCCACCUCUUCAAAGAUGUUCUGAAGCCCCUGAAAGCACUCUCCACUGCACUGCAGGCAAAUGAUACAACACUGGCAGAUGUUUGUGAUAAGAUAGAGAUGGCCAAGUCUGUCCUAGAUUCCUAUAAAACAAGAUAUGUAUAUUUUUGCAUGAAUGUUUUCAUGUUUGCAUGUUUUUAGCAGAUUCACUGAUCGCAUUAUUCAAUUUCAAAUUAAUUUUUUUCUGGGUGAUGGUGUUUAUUCCCUUCUUGUAUUUUGCUUUUUGUAAACAUUAACUUGUGGUGAUGGUGAUUCUUACUUCAUAACAUUUCCUCAGAAAUGGCCCCAACCUAUGCAAGUAUUUUGCUGACCAGGAAAGUGAUGAAAAGGUGUCUGGGAAGGUUGAUGAAAAGAGAUUUAACAGUACUAGAGAAACCUUAGUUAGCAACAUAAUUGCUGCACUUGAAAAGAGAACAGCAGAUGUAUCCAGCAAGUUCAUCUCUGCCACUGAACUAGCUAAUUUCAAAUACUGGCCCUUGUAUGACCAGCCGGAAGUUACAGACUUCGGUGAGACCCAAAUCAUGACAAUCUGUGAACAAUACAAUAACCUCCUGGAGAGGUCUGGCUUCUCGGCUCAAGAUGUCAUCUCUGAGUGGACUAUGCUCAAAAACCAACUUUACAAGAGAUAAAGGGAGAAGGUACAGAAGUUGACAUGGACAGAGGUUUAAGCCUCAUAUGCUGAUGAAGACCAUGCCAAAGUUUUGUCUCUCAUAGAUCUAGUUCUCUGCCUUCCUGCCAGCAGUUCAGAGAAUGAGCGUGGUUUUAGCAAGCUGAAACUAAUCAAAACAGACCACCGGUCAAAGAUAAAAACAUCUACUCUGGACAGUUUGAUGUCAAUCCAGAUGGGCAGUCCUUCCAUCCAGGACUUUGAUCCUGAUGCUGCCAUACAGGCCUGGUUGGGUGCUGUGAAGUCCUCAAGAAGACCAGGGCCCAGUUUCAUCAAGGCUGGAUAGCGCUAUCUUAUAGAUAAAAAUGGCCGCUAUCCUCUGGAUAGUGCGUUUCAUCAACAGUGGAUAGCGCUAUCCAUGGGGUAAAUCAGCUUAUCCAGAGGAAAAAGUUGUCCGCUCGAAAUAGGUGGGAUAAAUCUGCACUCAUGCUGUUAAAAAAUCAAAAAUGGCAAACCUGCUUGCUUUAGGAGUAAAUCCUAUGAGAUUUCACAGGUGUAGAAUGAUAAGAAAGAGAAUUUUAGAAGAUAUGUGUUUGCUUUUGAUACUUUAUGUGAUACUGAAUCAAUAGAUUACAUAACAGACUUUAUCAAAGUUGACAGCGCGCCUGCUACGGACAGAACCCAUGCAAUCUCGGUGAGAGGCCAAUUAUCUUUUAUUUUACUUAAACAUACCUUUCAAAUCGACGAAAAAAUUCUACACUGCAAUUGACAUAAUCUGCCAAACGUGCCAAGUCAGCUAUUUUGUUAGAAAGUAUGUCACGACCUUGCCCUUCAACUGCACAUUGUAAACAUUGCAUGAGGCACAAUGUGAUGUGUUUUUGACACUGACACUAAAAUAUCCUGUAGAUAUUU